GCACAUACACACACACACAUCUCUACCAAAGCCGGAGCAGAAUGCAGCAUUUAACACACCAGCUCCCAAGAAGCUUUCCAGUUCGGUUUCGUUAAUUCACCAGGACUUCGCUGUUGAUGUCUAUUUGGAAUCAUGGGGACCUUCCCUCUUUCUCUGGGAUUCGGUUGUCUUUUUGUGUUUUGCGCUCAUUUGGGUUCCUCAUCCCAAGCCCGGUUCACUGAACUCCCCGAGAGUGUGACAGCGAGAGAAGGGGACAAUGUGGAAAUGGCCUGUGCUUUCAGGGGCAGCGGCUCCCCGUCCUAUUACUUAGAGAUCCAGUGGUGGUUCAUCCGAGCUCCAUCGGAGCAGGAAUACAGUCCAGAGACCAGCAAGAUUCAGUUGGACACUUUGCCACAAAGCGAAAUGAUCAACGACGAGACGAAGAUCAGUACCGUCAAAGUGAUGGGCAGUGACAUCUCGCACAAGCUGCAGAUCUCCAAAGUGCGGAAGGAUGACGAGGGUCUGUAUGAGUGCCGAGUGACCGACGCCAACAACGGCGAGCUUCAUGAGUACAAGGCUCAGGGGCACCUGUACGUGAACGCCAGCCACGCCCGGGCUCUGCAGGCACUGGAGGCGCCGCCUCUCCCCCUGCACGAUGGCAAGGGGCUGCGGGCACCAGCCGGACCGGCUGCGGCUCCUUCCAGCGAGCGACCGGGCCGGCACUCCCCCAGCAACCGAGUGGCGCACACGGGACAGACCGGAGCCACGACCAGACCCGCGGCCACAAUCCUCAGGCAGAGUGCCACAUCCACAUCAGCAAAGAGCGAUUGGAUGGUAAAAUCCAUGGACUGGACAGCAAAAUCGACUUUAAACUCCCACCUUUCUGCACCCAAUGCACUGUAAUUCUCUAGAAACGGGAGCCCUUAGCGAGGCCGGCAAAGCAAGCGAGCUAAAGCGCCACUGGCGACAGUGGCCGAGGAUAUUCACUGCAAAUGGAUCUUGACAUUGAUAAUGAACCACUCUGGGGGCAAUUCGUGUGCGAGAUUGCCGCUCUCGGGGCGUUCUCUUACACAAAAGCAAAACCGGGCACCAGGAGGGCCACCGGUGUCCAUAGACCUGCCUGAAGUGCAUCGGAGCCUGUCAGCUCAGCGUGGGUGCAAGAUUUUAACUGUCCCCGUCUCUACAUUAAAGGCACUCUGAUCAUUCUCUGAAGGUCUUGAUUUCCACCAUAACCCUCUGUGUAAGUGUGUGCAGGAUUCUCGUUGCAAUAGAGACACCUUCAGGACAUGUGCGACGUUUCGCUCUCAGCGCCUGGAUGUUUCACUUUACCUGUACUAGUUUGAUAUAUCAACCCAUUGGAAACCUCCCGUAUGUGCAGAGCCGAUCUAAAGCCGGAUGUUUUAUUGCUUCUCAAUGUGCUGUCGUUAACCCCUUCUCUUCCCCCUCCCUCCCUGGACCUAAAUGUCCCUUCCACCAUUACAAUGCUCGGUGUGACUCCAAGUACGGUUUUAUUUUUUUCCUUUUUUAAAUAACUGGCUGAAUCCUAAUUUUAAUAAUAACACACUGUGUGACCACCCCCUUUAUUUUUUCACCCCAUUAACGUAUUCACUCAAGAUUCUGGACAAUCGCUUAUCGGGAUGCAAGUUGUGUAUUUAAACCAAUUUUCG
Messenger RNA from Hemiscyllium ocellatum (epaulette shark), 1646 nucleotides. RefSeq names its product V-set and transmembrane domain containing 2A (gene vstm2a). Bases 133 to 882 code for a protein of 249 amino acids. The record is from RefSeq and is a predicted model, not a curated record. The transcript has 5 exons. Lineage: Eukaryota; Metazoa; Chordata; Chondrichthyes; Orectolobiformes; Hemiscylliidae.